ACACACACACACACACACACACACACACACACACACACACACACACACACACACAGAGGCAUAUGAACACACAAAACCCAUCCUUUCCUCAGUAAAUGGCCAAAAGCAUGCAGCAGCCUGUCCAGCUAAAUAAACCAAUAGAUUAGUCUGUGCUGUUAAUCAAUGAUAGGGAAGGUUCAAUCAACCUCCCACAUGUGCCUUCUUGAGAAAAGCAUUUGAUUUAGCCCUCUGCAACAGAGGUAUUGCUUUACACACAGAUUAUAAUAUUGCUGAUGUCCCGAUAAUAGGUGGUAAGGGCUCACGUGGCAGCUACUGAAAGGUCCUCUAUUACAUGCACACUGCAGGCAUACUCUCACCACUGCAAAGCACUAGUGUGGUGAUAUUCAGCCGUCAGGUCACAGAACUAUGCACCUGUUUACAUUUAAAUCCCCGGUGAUCUUUCAAAAACCCACAAGGCCGUUAUGAUAGUAUUCAUUUUCCAGGAUCCUCAAAGAGUUUUAUGUUCAUCUCGAUGAAAUAAUAUUCUAGGUUUUUGAACGAUCUUGGAAGUGAUAGAACUUUCAUAAAAACAGAUUUCGAAAUCUUCGUCACUAGAAUGUAAUGAUAUUACAUGAGAGGCACAAACUGGGUCUAGCUAUCAGAAUACUAAAGUAAUGAAUGAAUCAUUAGGAUUAGUACGUCUUAAUGAAUAAAAAACUAAUGGGAUUAACAAUUAAACUGGUAUGUAAAUUUAUUGAAAGGAUGAUGUUUUACCCCACAUAAUCUCAAUUUGUUGACACAAUGUAACUGUCUGAAUUGGUCAGUUUUAUGUGUGUGAAUGUGGGAUCUUACUGUAUACACAAGCAGGUGUCCGUCUGUGUGUGCGAUCACAAGUUGUUGUGUGUGUCUGAGUUCAUGUAUUGUAUGGAGCAGAGAGUUUACUAGCUCUACACCCCUUCUGCAACUACCCUGUCUGCUGCAACCACACACACGCACACACACCAUCACAUUAGUUAAAUCGCACAAUUCGCUUAUUAUGAGAGUGCUUGUGUAGCCAGCUCUCUUUAUAAUGAAUGGGGCUUAUUUAUUAGGAGUUAUAAUGAAAAAUGAUUAUGGAAAAACAUUGAGACAACACCAAGCCUUCCAUUUAGUUUGGGCCAUGCAUUUCCAUAGUUGUUACUGUCUCACAUUUUCGGGAAUAUAGAUUAAUGACAUCCACCGUUUGCUGCUGUUGUAGCAAAUGAACCCUUUGUCUCUCUCCUCUCCUCUGUUAUCUUCCCUUUUGUGUCUUUCUGUCCAGCAGUCUCCGUGACAGCUAUUUAACUCACAAACUGGAAAGAUUUAACCUUGCUCGCCUUUUUUUUCCCCUUAAUUUUGUCUUUUAAAAGCCCACAUAUUUAAUUUACAGGCAGACUGCCUGUCAUAAUCGCAUCCUGGAUAGUAAACUGCUUAGACAUCACCUUGUCCACAUCAUCUCCCAACUAUUAACGAUCUUUCACUGUUUAAGCAAUUUUAUAAUAAUCUAAUAAUCAAAUUUAUGGGCCACAUAAUUUUUACAAACAGUACAACGCAUGUGGGAUUUGUUCUCUGCAUUUAACCCAUCCUAAUUAGGAGCAGUGGGCAGCCAUUGUGCAGCGCCCGGGGAGCAGUUAGAGGGUUAGGGCCUUACUCAAGGACACACUCGGCAGUGGUCGGUACUGGACUGGUGACCCUCCAGUUCCCAAGCCAAGUCCCAACGGACUGAGCUAAUGCCGCCCCUUUAAUCCAGAUGAGUGGCAUAUUUCUCUGCAACUUCCCCUCUCCUUUAUUGAUUUCACCUGGAUUUUGUAGUGUCACAUGCCUUAAAUCCUCUAUAAAAGAAUGAGGUUGGUUUAUAUAAACAAUUGUAGAGUCACUGGAUUAAAUGUGUUUUCCGAAAAGGUCCAUCCAGCUUUCCAAGAAAACAUUUCUUAAGGGAUUGUGUAACUCUGUAAACACACACUUUGAAUAAGAGCUUAGGUUUGACAUUGAGUUACAAAAGCAGUUAAGUGUUGUUUAGUGUGUUUUUAAUUGUGGAUCGUUCAUACACAGACUUAUUCAUACAACACUGCCACUCUUGCUUCGCCAGGUCUUUCUACUGCUUUUUAACAUGCACGUCUCUUAUUGUUUCCUGCCUGUCAUCUUUUGCUACUUUAUUUCCCUCUCUAACACACUUUCUUUCCGUGACCUCUGCUCACCCUCUCAUUUACUCCUUCAUUCUAUGUCAAUCUUCUCAAAUCUUUUUCUGCCACAUAUCUUCUUCCUUCCCCAUUGUUCUCUUCUUUCCAACUCCCUUAUCUUUCCUCUCUCCUCCACCCUAUCAACUCUCUCCCUGUUAAUCCCCCUCUUCUCUCCUUCCCCCUUUUCUCCUCUUUCUUUUGUCUCUCUCAGAUGCAGGAUGCUAUGGGCUAUGAGCUGCCAUGGGUCUAUUUUGUCUCUCUCGUCAUCUUCGGCUCCUUUUUCGUUCUCAAUCUCGUUCUGGGGGUGUUGAGCGGAGAGUUCUCCAAGGAGAGGGAGAAGGCCAAGGCACGUGGUGACUUCCAGAAACUCAGAGAAAAACAGCAACUGGAGGAGGACCUCAAGGGCUAUUUAGACUGGAUCACUCAGGCUGAAGACAUUGACCCAGAGAAUGAAGAGGAGGGCUUGGAUGAUGACAAACCCAGAAACCUGAGCAUGCCAGCCAGCGAGAAUGAAUCAGUCAACACAGACAACGCCCCCGGGGGAGACGUGGAGGGAGAGACCUGCUGUACCCGGUUAGCAAAUAGGAUCUCCAAAUCCAAGUUCAGUCGAUACUCUCGGAGGUGGAACAGGCUGUGUAGGAGGAAGUGCCGGGCAGCAGUCAAAUCACAGGUUUUCUAUUGGUUGGUCAUCUUCCUGGUUUUCCUCAACACUCUGACCAUCGCCUCUGAACAUCACCAGCAGCCUCAGUGGUUAACUGAUGUACAAGACAUAGCCAACAAAGUCUUGCUAGCACUCUUCACUGGUGAGAUGCUGUUGAAGAUGUACAGUCUGGGUCUACAGGCGUACUUUGUUUCGCUCUUCAAUCGCUUCGACAGCUUCGUAGUAUGUGGAGGAAUUCUUGAGACCAUUUUGGUGGAAACCAAGAUCAUGUCUCCUCUUGGCAUCUCUGUGUUACGUUGUGUACGCUUGCUGCGAAUAUUCAAAAUAACCAGAUACUGGAACUCCCUGUCCAACCUGGUGGCCUCUCUGUUAAACUCUGUACGCUCCAUCGCUUCCCUGCUGCUCCUGCUGUUCCUCUUCAUUAUCAUCUUCUCCCUGCUCGGCAUGCAGCUCUUUGGGGGGAAAUUCAACUUUGACGAGACCCGACGCAGCACCUUUGACAACUUUCCCCAGUCUCUGCUCACUGUGUUUCAGAUCCUUACAGGAGAGGACUGGAACUCUGUGAUGUAUGAUGGUAUCAUGGCGUACGGUGGACCAUCAUUCCCCGGCAUGCUGGUCUGCAUCUACUUCAUCAUCCUCUUCAUCUGCGGAAAUUAUAUCCUACUGAAUGUCUUCUUGGCCAUCGCUGUAGAUAAUCUGGCAGACGCUGAGAGCCUGACAUCCGCCCAGAAAGAAGAGGAAGAGGAGAAGGAGAGGAAAAAGCUAGCCAGAUUGGCCAGUCCAGAGAAGCGUCAUAACAAUGAGAAGCCGCCUCUGAAGGAGGAGAAGAAAGAGAAGAUAGAGCUGAAGUCCAUCACCUCUGAUGGAGAGACCAACACUGCUACUAAGCAGAUUAACAUGGAUGAGUACUGUGGAGAUGAGAGUGAAGAGAAGAACCCAUAUCCUGCCAAUGAUUACAUAGGGGACGAUGAUGAGGAUGAGCCAGAGAUGCCAGUGGGCCCGAGGCCUCGGCCACUUUCCGACAUUCAGUUGAAGGAAAAAGCCAUUCCCAUGCCUGAGGCCCGUGCUUUCUUCAUCUUCAGCCACACCAACAAAUUCAGAGUUCUGUGCCAUAAGAUCGUCAACCACAACAUCUUUACCAACCUCAUCCUCUUCUUCAUCCUGCUCAGCAGCAUCAGUCUGGCAGCAGAGGACCCAGUCAAGAAUGACUCCUUCAGAAACCAGAUCCUGGGCUAUGCAGACCAUGUCUUUACUGGACUCUUCACCAUAGAGAUAAUUCUUAAGAUGACAGCCUAUGGAGCCUUCGUCCAUAAAGGUUCAUUCUGUAGAAACUAUUUCAAUAUCCUGGACCUGGUGGUGGUUAGUGUGUCCCUCAUCUCCUCUGGAAUACAGUCCAGCGCAAUUAACGUGGUGAAGAUCCUGAGAGUUCUGCGAGUGCUCAGACCACUGAGGGCUAUCAACAGAGCCAAGGGACUAAAGCAUGUAGUUCAGUGCGUGUUUGUAGCCAUCAGGACCAUCGGCAACAUUGUCAUCGUCACUACGUUGCUCCAGUUCAUGUUCGCCUGUAUUGGAGUACAACUCUUUAAGGGCAAGUUCUUCUUCUGUUCCGACAGCUCUAAACAAACUCAGGCAGAUUGCAGAGGUUUCUACAUUAAGUAUAAGGACGGUGAUGUGGGGAAGCCUGAGAGAGACCCGAGAAAGUGGGAGAACAGUGACUUUAACUUUGACGAUGUCCUGCAAGGCAUGAUGGCUCUGUUUGCUGUGUCUACCUUUGAGGGCUGGCCAGGGUUACUGUACCGAGCCAUUGACUCUCACACUGAAGACGUCGGGCCCAUCUACAACUACCGCGUGGUCAUCUCCAUCUUUUUCAUAAUCUACAUCAUCAUCAUUGCCUUCUUCAUGAUGAACAUCUUCGUCGGUUUCGUCAUCGUCACAUUCCAGGAGCAAGGAGAACAAGAAUAUAAAAACUGUGAGCUGGACAAGAACCAGCGGCAGUGUGUGGAGUAUGCUUUGAAGGCACGUCCGCUGCGACGUUACAUUCCCAAGAACCCCUACCAGUACAAGGUGUGGUAUGUGGUCAACUCCACCUACUUUGAGUACCUGAUGUUCACACUCAUCCUUCUCAACACCAUCUGUCUGGCCAUGCAGCAUCAUGGACAGACCAAAAAUUUCAAUGAUGCCAUGAACAUCCUCAACAUGCUCUUCACUGGACUCUUCACUGUGGAGAUGAUCCUUAAACUGAUAGCCUUCAAACCCAGGGGGUACUUUAGUGAUCCCUGGAAUGUGUUUGAUUUCCUCAUCGUAAUUGGCAGCAUAAUAGACGUCAUUCUCAGUGAGAUCAACCCAGCUGACUCCUCCUCGUCCUCGUCCUCCUCCUCUUCGUCCUCCUCCUCCUCCUCUUCCUCCUCUCACCCCCCUGUGGUAAGGCCAAUGGUACGCUCCGACGGUAACCUCGUCCGCCUCCCUACCUCCUCCACCAUCCCUCCAUCCUUCCAUCCUUCCAUCCCUCCUCCUGCUACGCCAACCAUGGGACUGCAGAACUCUGAAGAGAACGCCAGGAUCUCCAUCACCUUCUUCCGGCUGUUCCGCGUGAUGAGGCUGGUGAAGCUGCUGUCUCGCGGGGAAGGGAUUCGGACCCUGCUGUGGACCUUCAUCAAAUCCUUCCAAGCACUGCCCUACGUAGCUCUGCUUAUAGUGAUGCUAUUCUUCAUAUACGCUGUCAUCGGUAUGCAGAUGUUUGGUAAGAUAGCACUGCAGGACAACACGCAGAUCAACAGGAACAACAAUUUCCAGACAUUCCCUCAGGCAGUGCUGCUGCUCUUCAGAUGUGCAACAGGUGAGGCAUGGCAGGAGAUCAUGCUGGCAUGCUCGCCCAAACGGCCGUGUGAGAAAGGAUCAACCAAUGAGAACAACACAUCCAGCGAGGACUGUGGCAGCCAGUUUGCCAUCAUUUACUUUGUCAGCUUCUAUAUGCUCUGUGCCUUUCUGAUCAUCAACCUGUUUGUGGCUGUCAUUAUGGACAACUUUGACUACCUGACACGUGAUUGGUCGAUCCUGGGGCCACAUCAUCUUGAUGAAUUCAAGAGGAUCUGGGCUGAAUAUGACCCAGAAGCUAAGGGGAGAAUAAAGCACCUGGAUGUGGUGACUCUGCUGCGAAGAAUCCAGCCUCCCCUGGGUUUUGGAAAGCUCUGUCCACACAGGGUGGCCUGCAAGCGUCUGGUGUCGAUGAACAUGCCUCUGAACAGCGAUGGAACAGUGAUGUUCAACGCCACACUUUUUGCCCUGGUCAGAACCGCACUCAGGAUCAAGACAGAAGGUAACCUCGAGCAGGCCAAUGAGGAACUGAGGGCAAUAGUGAAGAAGAUCUGGAAGAGAACCAGCAUGAAGCUCUUGGAUCAAGUAGUGCCCCCUGCUGGUGAUGAUGAGGUAACAGUCGGGAAGUUCUACGCUACCUUCCUCAUCCAGGAAUAUUUCCGCAAGUUUAAGAAGAGGAAAGAACAAGGGCUGGUGGCCAAGGUGGCCCCCAAAACUGCCCUCUCUCUGCAGGCUGGCCUGCGGACAUUGCAUGACAUUGGUCCAGAGAUUCGGAGGGCCAUCUCUGGAGACCUGACCGUGGAGGAGGAGCUGGAUAAAGGUCUAAAGGAGCCUGUGUCGGCUGCGUCCGAGGACGAUAUCUUCAGGGUAAAGCGUACAGGUGGGUUGUUCAGCAACCACGUCAACUACUACAACCAGAGCGAUGGCCGCGGUUCCUUCCCACAGUCCUUCACUACCCAGCGUCCCUUGCACAUCAGCCAGAAGGGCUCUCCUUGUGAAGGCGAGAGCCCGUCCCACGAGAAGCUCAUGGACUCGACCACUUUCACCCCUUCCUCUUAUUCUUCAUCAGGCUCUAAUGCCAACAUCAACAAUGCCAACAACACUGGCAUGGUUGGGGUGGUGACCCAGGGAAUCAGUCGAUUCCCAAGCCCGUCCAUAAGCACUGUGGACGGGCACACAGGGCAGCCGCUCACCCCCAUCCUGCUGCCAAGAUCCGCGUGGUGCUUUCCUCCAAAGAGCUCGGACUCAAGUGACAGCCGCCUUCCAAUCAUCCGAAGAGGCGAGGGGUCAACGGAGGAGACCUACGAUGAAAGCUACGGUGACGAUAGGGAGUACCACGAGGACGACCACUCGCUCUCCUCUGACAUGCUGGUGUAUCAUGAUGAUACAUGUAAGCAGUUGACUCCCAUGGAGGAAGGAGAGCAGGUAGAAGACAGAAGAGGAGGAGGAGGUUGGCAGUCUCCCAGGAGAGUCUUCCUCUGCCCCACUUCUCUGGGGCGGAGAUCAUCCUUCCACCUGGAGUGUCUCAGGAGACAGUCAAAGACAGAUGUCUCCCAGAAGACGUCUGUACCGCUACACCUUGUACAUCAUCAGGCUUUGGCUGUCGCAGGGUUGAGUCCUCUGCUAAGAAGGAGUCAUUCGCCUACCCUCUUCAGCCGGCUAUGCUCCUCGCCUCCAGCCAGUCCCACAGCCCUUGGCAGUGAUGCUUCCUACCAGCGAGUGCCCUCUCUGAGGCUAGAGGGCACUAACUCCCAUGAAAAGCUCAAUACCAGUUUGCCCUCUGUCAACUGUGGGCCAUGGUACAGCGACAGUAAUGGGAACAGCCGGGUGCCCAGUCCUAGCCCCAGCGUGUCUGGGUCCAAUCAAAGACCACCACGGCCGGUGUCGCUCACAGUGCCCUCGCUACUGGGAAAAGACUCCAGCUCACUGUCUCGCGGAAGCGCAGGCAGUCUGGUGGAGGCGGUGCUAAUAUCAGAGGGUUUGGGUCAUUUCGCCCAAGACCCGUCGUUCAUUGAGGCGACUAAAGCCGAGUUGGCUGACGUCUGCGACAUGACCAUCGAGGAGAUGGAGCAUGCCGCCAACAACAUUCUCAAUGGCAACAGCGCCACAAACACCACAUCUGGCACCUCCUCCACCUCCCAGCACAGCCCCAACAGCAACCUCCUCCCCUUCCACACAGCAGCUGCAGCAACGCAAAGGGACCGAGUGCUCAGCGAGGGCGGGGGAGAGGCCGGUGGAAGCAGAGGCUCCGUUCACGGGCCGUCCUCAGUGGAGGAGCGGCAGGAGCUGCUAGCAGGAGUUAGGGGACGAGAAGAGGAGGAGGAAGAGGCGGAAGGGAGGGAGGAGGGGCACAGCAGAAGCUUGGUUGUGAUUGAAGGAGCGCGACAGAGAAACAGCGGACUGUUGGACGACGAGGAUAUGGAGUGUGUGACGAGUUUGUAGGAAUCGGCUUGACGGGUUCAAUCGGCCGACUGGCCCCUCUGACAUCAUCAGAGACUAACGUUUGUCAGUGCUGGGUAACCGCCGCAGCUGGAUCUGUCUGUCCCCGCCGCUCACACACACACACACAUACUCUGUCUGCCUCUCUGCCAGACGUAACCGCUCUGGACAUUGGCGGCCAGUGACGCAACCUUAAACACCUGGUUAUGACUUAUUUGGUUUAUAUGAGUUUGUAUGUGUGUGAAUGUUUGUAGUAAAGUACGCCACACAAUACUCUAUACUAUCUGAGUGUAUGCCUGUGUGUGUGAUCUAUGAUUUUCUCUAUUUGUACGUGUACGUGAGUGCGUGUGUUCUCCACACGUGUCUGAGUGUGUCUCUAAAGUGCCUCACAGUUUUAUCAUGUCCUCAAAGUGUGAAGAGCAGAAAAGAAGAGACAAGCAAAAAACGUGCCAGGGGACAGUAGGGAUGAAGGAAAGGUAGAAAGGAAACAACAGAAGCAGGAAGUCCUUUUAUGGAUUUCCUGCAGUCGACAUACUGUGUUUAUUGUUUUCAUUUCCUCUGCCUACUUUGGUGUUGUGUUAUUGUUGUUUGUCUGGCCGCCAUGAAGCCAGGUAGGGGACAGCAGACCAGCUUGUGUGGGGGGUCAGUUAAUGAUUCAAAUCUGACCGCACCCACUUGAGUUCAAAGGUCAACCACUCCUUCUUGGUUCACUGAUGAUGAAGCGCUGUAUUGAGUAAACGGGGGCGAGGAAAACCCUGUUUGAAAUCUCAUUUCUCUUCCUCUUCCAAAGCUAAGGAACCUUGGAGCACAGCCCUGCCAGCCUGGGGGUGGGAUUAAGGUGACACGCCAUCCCCAGCCAAGGGGGGGGAAGGAUUUGAGGGAUGGACCAACAGCCACAACAGGGCUGCUGUAGGGGGCCACGGGCAGAGAGAGACACUCUCUGGCCAACAGGAAGCCAGCUCUUUUAUCUGCUGGUCAGUAAGAUGCCAGCAAGAGACAAACUCACCUCGUCCGACACUUUGAUCUGGCUUCGCCUCCUACGCCCGCUUUUCCUCGUUUGGCCACACCCACUUCCUGACCCAACCAGGAAAUGGGAGGAGCAUUUGGUGGCUAAGCAGAGACAGCGAGCCCCCCUUUUCUGCCUCAUACCUCGCCGUUCCUCACUCCUCCCUCUCUCCUUCCUCCCUCCUCUUUGGUUAUUCCACCAUCUGUCUCCCUCCAUCGCUGGGUUUUUGCUUUUUCAGCCCUCGGGAGGUGAGUGUGUCGAAGGGUGGAGGAGAGAUCGGGAGUGACCGAUUGAAAAGAAAACAGACUCUGGGCAUGGAUCUACAGAGGAUCUGUCCGUCAAUCAACCUCACUUCCUUCUCCAAGACCCUCCUCUUCCUCUCAGCGUGGAAUCCUAUUGGAUUUGCUGCCACACACACUCUCUCUGCAGACCACGCCCACUAUGUAUUUAACAGUUCAAUAUUGUGCAAAACUGGCUAGCCAUGACUAUUUUGUUUUAUAUUCAUGAUGUUAUUGGUUUAAUUUAUCCUUGAUUUGUUUGCACAAUCGGGGUGCUGGUCUUAUAAAUGUAUUUUUGCUCGGUUUAUUUUAGGAGAAUUUUAAGAGGUUUUAAGUAUCGAAGCAGGGCGUAGUGUUUGCGUGCGAAUGUAUAGCUAUAUUUGUGCGUGCGGGUGCGUGUCUGCAUUUUAGUACAGGAUGUAUGCGUGUACGAAUGUGUGAGAUAGCGUGUAUCUAAAAGGGGGGUCUUUCUCUCUAUCAGUAUGCACCUUUUACAGAUUGUAUCUAUUUAUUUAUUUAUUUUUCCCAGAAGAGAAAAAAAUGUGUGUGAGGAUGUGUUUGGAUGUGUGUGUAUGUGUGUGUGUGUGUGUGCCUGUGUUCAAGUGGUUACUUAUGUAUUCUAAAAAGCUGAUUUUAAGCCUAGACAGUAAAUUAAGGUAGCAUUACAAGUAUGGUGUGUGUGUGUGUGUUUGUGUGUGUGAGAGAGAGAGAGAGUAUGUGAGUGUAUGUGUGUGAUAAUGGGCCUCCUUAACACAGGGUUACCAUGGACAGGCAUGCUUCCAAAGCUUUGUGAUUUCUUUAGCACGGUUUUUACUUUUUAGCCAAGCUGCAGAGUCAGAAGCCACUCUAUCCUUGAAAUUUAGUCAUCGCAUAACUUUUCUUCAUUUUUCUGUUGAGAGGUAGUUAGGUGUAAGGUCUCCAGCGAGGUCAGAGUGACGGUUAAGUUUACAGUGGUGACGAGUUUCGGCAUUGCAGCUUGGCCAGAAGGUAACAAGCCUUUUGGCAAUUGCUGCUUUUCUUCUUUAUGGUGGAUGGUCACUCUGAAUGGUAGAAGCACCAAAUUUGUACUGCCAUAGUGACGCCUCGUGAAUGAACUGGGGGAUGACGCCCUGAUCGCUCGGCUGUAACGCACCGUAAUCACAUGAUUUCAUCAUUUAAUCGUAGUUUAAACUCCAAACGAACUAUUAGGGCUGGUGUACAGAUGCUGCAAGACUUCUGAAUCACAUCUCUUUGUCUGAGGUCUGCCAUAUCACAAAACAUUAUGAUUUAUUGUUAUUGUUAGAAAUUAAACAGUUCCAUGUCUGUAAUAUAAUUUACUGUUUAAGAAAAAAUUAUACUACAGACAGGAUAUUUACUGGUAAUUAAUAAGAUGUGAUAAUUGUUUGGUUAAUGUGAUAAAUUAGUGGAUAUAGAUCAGAAAACGAGGUGGGAAGUUGCAUCCUGGAUGAUCCCCUGGUGUGAUUUUUGUCUCUUCAUUUUCUUGUAAUGGAUUUUAGGUAGCAUGCUGACACAUUUUUAUUGACCUUUCUCUAUUAUGGCACAGGUAUGGACCUCAGGCCUCCGACAUUACACAGGGCACGGGUCUCUUUUUGGUAUUGUAUCGUCUCCAAAAAAAUAUCAGUAUCACAUCCUUUGUACCAAUUGUCACAUUUAUUAAACAACUUUAUAGUAUUUAAAACUGAAAUUGUUCAAUUCAGUUUUCUAAAAUGUUAUGUAGCAACCUAUGCUAGCCACUGACAAUUUGGAAAAACAUUGUGAUCACCACGAUCCCGAUGCAAAGUCACCUAGUCACUAGGAUUUUAUUGAAAGUCUGUAUCUUACCAGACCAGUGUUCACAUGCAGAUACAACUCAGUAGAUCUUACAUAAAUUACCUCUUUAAAUUCCCACCCAGAGACGCAUGUCUUAUAACUCCCCAUUAUUUUUUUACUUUAAUUUACCACUAAGGACUAACUGCUGAGCCCUCAUUCCUACAUGUUAAGCAGAGCAGGUUUGUGGCAGGGAAGGGUAGGCAUGAACACACUGCCAUACACUGCAUCCUGUGCCAGUAACAGACUUCUGACAUUAUUAUGCAAACUAAAUGUGAAUGUUGAACGUGUUUUCAGUGGCAGUGCUAUUGUUGUUUUGUGGUUAUGAUCAUACUGCAAACCCUGAAGAAGUCUGUUGUCAAAGGAAUACCUUCCCUGACAUUUAGUCUGUUGUUUUUGUUUUCUUAUCCAUAAUACUUCAUAAAAACAAACCUUCAACAUUUCAAUCUUUCUUUCAAUCAUUCUAAAAGCACCUCAUUAAAUAGUUCUUUAUUGAAAUAACAUGGUACCAUAAGCUAGCAGGCUACUUUGCAGCAAGUGGCUCAGUUUCAGUAUAAGCUGCUGUUUUUUUUUUAGUAAAAGUUAGGAUGGAAGAUUUAAGUAUGGUCAAGCACGUUAGUGUGUGCAGGGAAGUAUCUGGGUUCAGUGUUUUAACCUUAGUUAAGUUAGCACAAUCUCACAUUGUGCUUUGUUUUUUUUUGUUUCCCCUCUGUUGUUACCAGCCCUGGUAAAGUUUAUUUAACCCUGAAUUUGAAAGACAUAACAAGUUCUCCUCCUGGUCAUUUAUGCUGAUUUACUCAUUACCAUUAGGUCUAAGUCCUGAAUAAUAAAUGCAACCAGCCGGCACCUGAAUUGUAAAGUAGUAGUUUUUGCAUCCAAGCUGCUACAGAGGAGCCAGCAAGUGUGUCUGCUUUAUACCAAGCAUUUUUGAUCAGCCGGUAUAGCAACAGCUAUGAAUGUCCCUCAAGACAGUUUUGAUAAGAAACUGCAUAAUGAAUGAAUAGUAACAUUAAUGAAUCAAUGAAUUAUCCAACACAGAACCAUUCUCCGACUUGACCAAGUUAAAAUUAGGAAGAGCAAGAUUCCCACAAGGAUGUUUUCUAUUAUUUAUGAUCAUAGCCGUAAGAUGAAUAAUCAAUAAUUACAGAAACAUUCAUAAAUGUUCAGUAUCACCUCCAGUUUUGCAGAUGAAAGAACAGAGAUAAAGCAUUCAGUUCAAAUCCUUUAAUUUUGUGCUCCUAAAACAUUUUCAUGUAUAUACUAUACCGCAUACUCAUAUCGAGUAACCCUGCAUAUCAGAAGUGCCAAACCAGACUUUGUUGUGUCUGUUUAAAGGCUCUUUGUUUUCAAAUGCAGGUGAGGGAGAUUCAGAGGCCUGUGGUGUCCCUGUGUGGAGUGGAGCAGCAUUGCCAUUUUUAUGUUAUAUAUAGGUUAGCAUGAACUAUGACGUGUUGCGUUGCAGUAUAUGGUAUGAGUGGGUGUAAUCCUGCAUCCCACAAGAUAUGCAAAAACAAUGCAAUAACUAUGACUGUAUACAAGGUUCCCGAAGUAAAUAUACUUGUGAAAGUAUGACAAUGUAUUUUUUUCUGUUUGUUACAUUUUUAAGUAAAGUCAGUGGUUUCCAUGCCAGAGAAACCUAACAUACUUGAAAUCAGGUACAUUGCAGUGCAGUAUAGUAAAGAUGUAUUUAUUUAACUUUCUCGUGCUAGGUGUUGGAUCUGCAGCUGCAGUCAAACGUGUAUCGGGACAGCAACAUGAAGUUGGUGUUGUUUCUUGUGGUUUAACAUCCAGCCAGUGGAGACCCAGAAUGAAAAGCUGAUUAUCUAUUCUGAUGAUUCAGCAGCGAAAACGACUAACUUCAGCUCCCUGACUCAAUAUGUUUUUGACCCUUUCUCUCGUUUCUUUCCAGUUAGAUUUUAAAUGGAUUGAGCUACGUGGCUGUAACAUCAGUAUUGCAUGAGGUUCACAUGUUGACAUUGAGCGUGCCGGGUUUUGCAGUCAUUUUGUUUUUAUCAGGUUAAGUAUCAUAUCACAUUAUGACAGAGUAGCUAUUUCUAUUUAGUGUACAUAUGAUUAUAGUCAGUAUUUCUUUGACAGCAGUGGAGGGGUAUUUGGAAGGUGAUUUUGCAUAUCUUGUGUCUUAUGGGCUCUCUUAGUUCAUUUUCUGAUUCAUAACCCUGAGAAGGAGAGAGCUUAUGUUUAUAUGAUUGUCGAAGAGAAAAUUUACCUCUCUCUUGAGAGAAAAAGCAAACUACAGUAUUUUUACUCCCCACUUUAGACAGGUGUUACUACUACUUUGCCUAUGUGUUGCCAUAGUCUCUGUAGUCUCUGUCUUCAACUUCUAUCUUUUGUCUUCGUCAUGUGGACAUAUGGAAGAUGGACCAGUGGGGAUAAUGUGUAUGAAAUGGACCAAAUCACCCAUAAUUAGUAGUUUUUUAUAAAAACAUUGGUGGAUAAUAUUGGAUGGACAAACACACAGGCAGGAGCUAGGGCUAGCUCCCUCCCACUUUAUUUGCUAUAUUAAUGCACAAAGUGAACAAUAUACAUGAAAACGUCAAUUUAUAAUCCACAGGUUAAUGAAGCUGUCCCAAUUCCAUAUCAUGCACUUAUACAUAAGAAGAUUAUUUAGUGUAUUCACACUAAAGUGACAACAUUAAGUCUUCAAUUAAGUAUAUUCAAGUGGUCAGUAGGCUACAUAUUGUAAAAUAAAUUAACUCCCAGAAGUUUUAGUAUUUAAAUUCCAUAACGUUUAGGGACUCACAAGAUUAAAAGAAGAAUGGUAUGCAGCAAAAGGCUGAGAUAUUCUCAUAUUUUGUCCCUAGUGUUGGUCAGGCUCCAAAUAUGCUUGAUACUACAUUUCCCAUAAUUCAACAAAUAACAGCUCUUCUAAUUAUUAUUAAUUACAGGUGGUGGUGAGACAGUUCCAGAAAUUUGUCACAAUACAACAAAUAAAAUAUUCUUUCAUGCCACCUUAAAGUCACAGUUUAAUUGACACUGGAUGGCGUAUUUAUGGCAUUAUUUCUGGUUAAAUAUGCCGAUUUCUUGUAUGCCAACUGCAUAAACAUAUAUUAUAAAGGUUCGUAUAAAGUUAUACCCUACACUAGUAGUGUGUAGUAUCUAUUGGAACACAUCAUGAGCGUAAGUUUGUUCAUCCUGCCAGUGAUAGUCCUUUUUUUCACACCUCAAUUAUGUCUCAUUUCCAUUUUGGUGUGCCAGUAAACCAGCAGUAACCAAACUACGGCCAUGGAGCUGGAACCACUAAAUGGACCAUAGCCACUAUUUAUGACGUUAGUUACGCUUGUGUUUUGCCGGUCACAUUGUCCACGCUGAGAGAAGUCUGUGUGUAUGUUCCUGUGGUCUGUAGACAAUUUAUCAGGCUGCUAAUCACGCUGAUAAGCUGCAGCUGUGUCUGCUGCCUCUCUGGAUCUCCACCUACAGCUAGUUAAACUAAAACCACACCCCUCUGCCAUAAAGGGUGCCGUUCAGAUUCAAGUAAUUCAAAGCAAAGAUAGAGAGAGAAAAUAGACGGAAGACAAUCUAGUUGACGGUUGAUGACAAUGGGAAGCGGUGGGUGUUUGGUCUGAGUAACAUUGUUUAAAGGAGAGUAUUUUUUGGAAUGGUAGAAGAUUUUGUUUCAUCAUGUUUGGAUUUCAGGAUGAAGUUCUGACUUCUGAAUCUUAUAUCCAAGUGUUUUAUGUGCAUGGGUUUCUCUCUCUAGGAAUUUAAAGUAUUGGUCCUAAGUGAAUGAUGAAAUCUUUUCUCUCACCACUAGCCAAUGAAUGUAUAUUUUUAUAUACCAUUCUAUAGCAAGACAUAUAUGAAUAUAAUAUUUAAUCACCAGAAUGUUAGUGUAAGGAACAGACAGGACACUUAUUUGGGAAUGUAGUUUUUGAGCCAUUGGUUAUGAAGAUGUGUUAUAUAGGCCUACUGACUGAGGGUCAGUAUGAAUUUCUUGAACAAAGUCCCACUUUAUUGACUGUAUUUUUGACCAAAAGGCGCUGAAGGCGUACACAAUGGAAUUUUAGGUCAUUUCACAAAUCUAUCUAUCCCUCACCAGUGCUGUGACUAUUUUUUUAGUUUUAAAGACACUAGGGUAUAGAAGUGAAUAUUGUCAACUAGCCUCACAGUAUACACACUGAAGGAGAUGUCACACACUUUCACAUUUGACAUCUACUUUAAGCAACAGAGAGAUCUGAAAUUUAACGUGCAUUUACUCAUUAUUUUUGUUUGAGAGACAUUAACCUAAAGUCUGGACAUUUUCCUACUGUAGCACCGAGAGACCUGUCUCUUUCGCUAGUCCAAUAUCACUGACACACACACACUGUAAACUCUUUCAAAUGCAUUAUUUAAGCUAUUAAAGACAUCUAACCAAAAUAAAUCCACCCAUCAAGGACUAGAUAUUUAUAUGAGCUAUGAAAACCAUGUAGCUUCGAUUUUAUUCUUCCAAGAAAUGAAUUAGAGGACUUGAACUACACCAGCGUAGAGAAAUCCUCAUUGAAUGCAGACAGUAAAGAAAGUAAAGAAGUUCAGCGGCCAACCAACUAAAUAAUUGUGUGUUUAUGAAAUAAUGAAAAACGAUGUGUCAGAUUUGUAAUCAGAAUUGCUUUGUGGCAGGUUUGAUCUAAGAAAUGUUGAAUUUAUAUCCUGCAUCUCGACGGUGACGACGAGGAAAACUCAAAAAUAUGUUAUGGUUUGUGUGGAAGCUGCUGUACGUCAGUACUGAGAAAAAUGCCAUACAACACGCUUUAACAAAAAUAGUAUUUUACACACAAAUACUAUUUAAAAAGUAUUUGAGUUGUGUGUUUAUCCAAAACUACAUACACAUAUAAUGUGUAAUCAUUUAUCAGAGAGUGAGGCUAGAAAGCAGGACUCAUGUUAGUUAGGUUUAUCGUCUUAGUAACUCGUAGGCCUGCCGUUAUUGCAACAGAUGUAUGUUAUAUUGUCUUGUAAACAAAAGUGUUCUUCAUUGUUUGAUCCUGACAGAAAUAUUUUAAGAGGACUAUUUUCAAUAUAGAUUUUAUUUUCCUUUUUUCUAGGUAGAAAUCCACAUAGCCUGUUGUAGGAAUCUUAUUCAAUCUUAUUCAGUCUAAUUAAAAGAUGAAUUCCCUUUUCUGGAGAAACAAGAGAGGAUGGUCUCUUUGGUUUUCUGCUGGACAGAUUUUACUUGAUGACAGUGCUGAUGAACGCUUUAGGAAAUGGAACAGAAAGUGGGAAUAUAUUAUGAAAUACAUGUUUAUAUUGCAAGUGACUUCUAUUUUAGAUAUUAUAUAUAUAGAACAACUCUAUUGAAAUUAUAAGAUUAUUAAAUGAUAGGUUUGGAGCUGGAUCAAAAGGAAUCUUGUUCUGUGAGGAAAAAUGCCCAGAUCAGUUUUGGAGGUGCCAUACUGUUAAACUCUACCUGUGCUGUAGCUUUCUGUAAUGGACCCAGAGGAAAAAUGUUUUAAUGGUUUUACCAUCGGCUGAAUGUUUCCAUCAGGUUUACAACUCGUCAUCAUAAAAAUCUGCUUUUUUCUGUUUGUUGCCAGCGCAUAAACAGGAUUUUAGGGAGAAACUGAAUACAUGCAAUGGGAUUACAAUGAGCCUCUUACAAGAUCAAAAUGUUUAAUUUCAUAAAAUGAAAGUGACACAUUUUAGAAUUUAGACACUGGAUUUAUUAAUCUUGAUUCCUGAAAUUACGCAUCAGGCUGUGAGACAUUCAAGGAACACAUUCAACUUACAGCCUCCAAUAUUUGAAUAAUUAGAAGUAAUUGUACGGAUCUUGGAGGCAAACGUAUUCCAGUACCACAAACAUUUAAGACCAUGAUCAGUGGUUAAAGAAUCUUAACUAGCCCUCUGCAUAUUGUGCUGCACUGGCUCAAAGUAACACUCACACACUCACAAACGCAUGUAAAGUCUUCACACAUCAGUCUUGGGAAUAUUUGAUUUGUUCACUUGUGAUGGUGGUGAGGAACAAAAAUCUGAUUUAUUUACAACCCUCUUUCCUUUUUCCUGGGACUGAUGAGCCAUAAAAUGAACCAAAUAAAUUAUAUUUGAUGAUGUAGAUUUAGAAAAAACACGUUGGAUAGCUGAGUAUAACUCACCCAUUGUGUAGCAGCACCUACAGCAGCACCCCUGUCUGAACAUUAAGGACGACUGUUAGUACUGUAAGGACCUUGAAAGCCUCGUGUUUAUCACGCAUUCCUUCACUUACUGUUAUUCAUACACAAUGUAAUAAUAAUAAAUCAUAAAGGAGAUCCCUGUUUGCACAUAUCACAAGUCCUGACACAGAGAUUGCUCUUUGUGUUUCACUUUUUUUGGAGAGGAAUGCUGCCCCCACAGCCUGUUGAUGGAGGAGUUUUCUGGACCAGCUAGUGUUUCUAACAGCGACUUUCUUCAGGAUAUUACUUCAGCUAACGUUUCUCAGCUCUGGAGGCAUGGCUGCAGCUUUACGAUGCAGAUUUCCUGUCAGCCGUUCUGGUGUUAAAACAGCUCAACCUCGGUAGGACCAUGAAUGUCUCUGCCUCCCUGCAUCUGCUCCUCCUCUAACUUUACCGAUGAAGAGCUACAUAACAUUGCACCUUUAUGACAGUGAUUUCAUCCCUUGAAUGUAGGACGCAAUAUUGCUCAUACCGGUGUUUGUUUUUUGUUUAAUGGAAAAAAAAUGUUGGAAAUUUUGACCACCACAGACAUAAAAGAUCUGAUUUGACCUCUUUGCUGACAAAGAAUCUUUACAAACCUUGAUUCUACAUGGUUUCAUCUUGCUAGGAAAGCCACAUUUGACCACAGAGAUUUAGAAACAAACAGGUCUUGUAUGCCUGUGUGUGUAAGUGCAGCUUUAAUGAAUGACUUGGUCCGUCUGAGAGCAUAGGCAGAGUCGUGUACAUUAUCAGUGUUUCUUUCUUGCUGGUGUGAAAACGCCUCUUUAACAGCAUGCAGGCGAUAACUACAUUUUUAAAAAUCCAGGUGGGGUGAUCCCGGCCUUUUGCCAGCCUGGCCAUUCAAUGGCUGGGGGUCUACAGCUUCAUAUACAGUAGUGAUUAACGAAAAAUUGUUCUGUUCCUUUUUUAGUGGGUAAAUGCCAGGGUUGUGUGGCUCUGUUCUCCACUGGUCAGUAGUGUCUUAUGAUCUCGUUCAUAGUCUUAGUUCACAACUCAUGCAAAGUGUUAAAGGGCCUUUGACAGGAUCGAGCUGUUUGUUUGUUUUUGUUCUGUUCUGUCGGAGCGAAGUCUGUUAUUAAUCCUCAAGUUUUUAUUUUGUGUGGAGAGAGGUGUUCACACAGAGACCAAUUUGUUGUAAUAUUAGUAGUGGCGCUACUGUUAAAUGUAGUAUUUAAUAACAGCACUAUUUAUGGUCAAAAAAUGAACUAGUGUGUUAUUGUACUUGCGGUAGCUUUGGAGGCAGGUGGCCAUUUUGUAACUGAGUUCUUUAACAUAAGCCACUCCCCCUCGUGUGCGAGGGGUUUCAUUGGUUCUGAGGUUGCUAAGUGACACUGGCCCAACAUCAUUUGCUUCCCUCAGUGACCAUUCGUCUCCUUUGAUGACUGCAUGGUCUCACAGUUGACACACCCUUUUCUUUUCCUUCUUCUCUUUCUUUUUUCCAAAGAAGAGUUCUUUGAUUUUCCUUUUGUUCAUGCAUUUUCAUUUUAGAUUUUAGAAAGGGAAAGAAUACAAAUCAAAUAAAUCAGAAUAUUAAUUCAAUCACUUUUUCUACUCCUAUUUUCAAUAAAAAGUGAAACGAAAAACCAAACAAAAAGUUGAUUUGUAAAUAAGUAAUGUACAGUUUGUAUCUGUAACUUGUCAGUCUGUCAUUGGUGACAGAGUCUGUCUUGCUUAUAACGCACGCUACCAGUAAAUAAAAAAAGGAAAAAUAUAUUUAGACUGUAUGGUCCCUUGAAAGCAAGUUUUAAAUUAAUAUCUGAUGUAUAUUCCUGUAACAUUGCAUUUUUAUCUGAAGGAAUGAUGUUAUUAAAAAAUUGCAAAUAAAUUGCAUUUCCUACA
This is a messenger RNA of Micropterus salmoides (largemouth bass), 19157 nucleotides long. It is a transcript of the gene cacna1c, whose product is annotated as calcium channel, voltage-dependent, L type, alpha 1C subunit. The transcript is spliced from 44 exons. The record is from RefSeq and is a predicted model, not a curated record. Gene Ontology annotation, cellular component: membrane; voltage-gated calcium channel complex. Gene Ontology annotation, biological process: calcium ion import across plasma membrane. The coding region runs from base 2389 to 8094 and encodes 1901 amino acids. Gene Ontology annotation, molecular function: high voltage-gated calcium channel activity. NCBI's taxonomy places the organism in Eukaryota, Metazoa, Chordata, Actinopteri, Centrarchiformes, Centrarchidae.